CACGCUCAUUCUUUCCACCCUCUUAGCGCCUUCAACACAAAUCUCUCUUCUUUCACCCCGUGACUUUCUCUCGUGCUGUCUGCUCAGAUUUCCCCCUCCCUUUCCCCACAUUUCCUCUUCCUUACUCUGGUCUUUCUUCUCUCCCUUCCCUUCAAUUUUUCUUUUUCUCCUCCAGCUCCCCUAAAGCCGAGGAGGCAGAAGUUGGAGCUGGUAGAACCUUUGCCUCAGUUUGGGAGGGAAGGCACUGGGUGCUCAGGCAUCCGUCCACAGGCCAAGGUGCUGGGUCAAGUCACAUUCCGACCUUGAGGCUCCUCUUCCCUUUUUUCUUUCCGCCUUCUCUCUCUUUUUUGUGUCUCUUCUUCCAUCCUUCUCUCCCCCCCUUCCUCUUCACUCCCCCCCUCCCUUUCCUCCCGUCUUCUUUCCUCCCCAAUUUGCCUCCGCCCCCCCCCCCCCCCCACCUUCCCUCGGGUUUCCCCACUCCCUUCCAGCGCGCCGCCCACGCCCCAGGCCCAGAACUGCUUUCUCUAAGCGGAGGGCCGCGAGGAGGCGGGGCGGCCGCCGGGGCUCUGGGGUGGGGUAGGGUGAGGAAGGCUCGGCUGACUCCCUCCCUAGGCGGGUCUAAUGGGGUAGCCCCUGACCCUGACUCCUUGGCGGCUCCUUCCACCUGCUGGGACAGAGGGGAGGAGCUGGGGGAGGAGCGAGGGGCGGUGCCCUCGGGGAUGGGCCUGGGGCGGGAGCUGGAGUUGGGGCUUAGCGCUGUCCUCAGUCCGAGCCGGGCGGGAGGCGUGAGGUAGCCGGGGUGCGAGGCGUGGGAGAGCGAUCCGAAGAGAGCUCAGGGGAAGUCCGGGCAACGGGAGGGGAGGGCGAAGAUUUGGGGGCUCCGACAGGUCCCCAUGGCCGGAGUUCGCCGCCUUCGGUUCUGCGGCCUCAGGAUCUCCCUGCUCCUGGGGUGGCUGCUCUCCGGGGCCGGCGCCUUCAACUUAGACGUGAUGGGUGCUCUGCGCAAGGAGGGAGACCCUGGCAGCCUUUUCGGAUUCUCUGUGGCCCUGCACCAGCAGCUCCGUCCCCGUCCCCAGAGCUGGCUUUUGGUAGGUGCUCCCCAAGCGGUGGCCCUCCCCAGCCAGGCAGCUAACCGUACUGGAGGCCUUUACGCCUGCCCUCUGACCCGUGAUGAGAGUGAUUGCUACCGAGUGGACAUCGACCAAGGAGCUGAAGUGCAGAAGGAGAGCAAAGAGAACCAGUGGCUGGGUGUCAGUCUCCGGAGCCAGGGCCCUGGGGGCAAGGUUGUGACCUGUGCCCACUUGUAUGAGGCAAGGCAGCGGGUGGCCCAGACCCUGGAGACUCGAGAUGUGAUCGGCCGAUGUUUUGUGCUGAGUGAAGAUUUGACGAUCCGGGAUGAGCUGGAUGGAGGAGAGUGGAAAUUCUGCGAGGGACGGCCCCAGGGCCAUGACCAGUUUGGAUUCUGUCAGCAGGGAACCUCAGCUGCUUUCUCUCCUGACAACCAUUAUCUCCUCUUUGGGGCCCCUGGAACCUACAACUGGAAGGGGUUACUCUUUAUGACCAACAUUGAUAGCUCAGAUCCUGACCAGCUGGUGUAUAAAACCCUGGAACCCGCUGACCGGCUCACGGCACCAGCUGGAGACUUGGCUCUCAAUAGCUACUUAGGAUUUUCCAUUGACUCAGGGAAGGGCCUGGUGAGGGCAGAUGAGCUGAGCUUUGUGGCAGGGGCCCCAAGGGCCAACCACACGGGCGCUGUGGUGAUUCUUCGAAGGGACAGUGCCAGCCGACUGGUGCCCGAGGCUGUACUGUCUGGGGAUCGCCUGACAUCUGGCUUUGGCUAUUCGCUAGCUGUGGCCGACCUCAACAAUGAUGGCUGGACGGAUUUGGUGGUGGGUGCCCCCUAUUUCUUUGAACGACAGGAGGAGCUGGGGGGUGCUGUGUAUGUAUACGUGAACCAGGCAGGGCGCUGGGCAGGGGCUUCUCCUGUUCGUCUCUUUGGAUCUCCUGGCUCUAUGUUUGGGGUCAGUGUGGUCAACCUGGGGGACCUCAACCAGGACGGCUUUCCAGAUAUAGCUGUAGGCGCCCCCUUUGAUGGACAAGGAAAGGUCUUCAUCUAUCAUGGGAGUAGCCUGGGGGUUGUCCCCAAACCUGCCCAGGUGCUGGAGGGUGAGGCUGUGGGCAUUCAGAGCUUUGGUUAUUCGCUCUCUGGGGCCCUGGAUGUCGAUGGGAAUGCUUAUCCUGACUUGUUGGUGGGGUCACUGGCUGACACUGUUGCACUCUUCCGGUCCCAUCCCGUCCUCCAUGUAUCUCAUGACAUCUCUAUCUCACCUCAAGCCAUCGACCUAGAGCUGCCCAACUGUGCCGAUGGCCACAUGGUCUGUGUGGACCUCAGAGUCUGCUUCAGCUAUAUUGCCAAUCCCAGGAGCUACAAUCCCAGUGUGGGCCUCAAUUACGUUUUGGAUGGGGACACAGACCGGCGCCUCCGGGGUCAGGUUCCUCGUGUAUCCUUUCUCAAUCGAAGUCCUGCUGACCCCAAGCACCAAACCUCAGGCACUGUGUGGCUUCGGCACCAGAAUGACCAAGUGUGUGGGGAUGCCACAUUUCAGCUGCAAGAUAAUGUGAAGGAUAAGCUUCGGGCUGUCAUAGUGACCCUGUCCUACAACCUCCAGCCUUCAAGAAUCCAACGUCAAGUCUCUGGGCAAGAGUUGCUUCCACUGGCACCCAUCCUUAAUGCCCAUAAGCCCAAUACCCAGAGGGCAGAGGUCCACUUCCUCAAACAAGGUUGUGGAGAAGAUAAGAUCUGCCAGAGCAACUUGCAGCUCACCAGUGCCCGAUUCUGUGCCCGGGUUGGGGACACGGAGUUCCAGCCAUUGCCAAUGGAUAAAGAUGGAACCACAGCUGUGUUUGCCCUGAGUGGUCAGCCAGUCAUUGGUCUGGAGCUGACUGUCACCAAUCUGCCCUCAGACCCAGCCAAGCCUGAAGCUGAUGGUGAUGAUGCCCAUGAAGCUCAGCUCCUGGUUUCCCUCCCCAACUCUCUGCAUUAUGUUGGGGUGCGGGCUCUGGAGCCUGCGGAGAAACCCCUUUGUCUGUCUAAUGAGAAUGCUUCUCAAGUGGAGUGCGAGCUGGGAAAUCCUAUGAAGAGAGGAGCCCAGGUUACCUUCUACCUUAUCCUUGGAACUUCAGGAAUCACCAUUGAGACCACUAAGCUAGAGGUGGAGCUAUUACUGGCCACGAUCAGUGAGCAGGAGCUGCAUCCAGUUACUGCCCAUGCUCGAGUUGUCAUUGAGUUGCCACUGUCUAUAGUGGGGAAGGUAAUUCCUGAGAAGCUCUUCUUUUCUGGUGUAGUCAGGGGUGAGAGGGCCAUGCAGUCGGAGAAGGAUGUGGGCAGCAAGGUCAAGUAUGAGAUCACGGUCUCUAAUCAGGGACAGUCACUGAACACUCUGGGUUCAGCUUUCCUAAAUAUCAUGUGGCCACAUGAGAUUGCCAAUGGGAAAUGGCUCCUAUAUCCAAUGAGAGUGGAACUGGAGGGGAGUCGAGGACCUGGGCAGCAGGGGGACUGUAUUCCCAAGGCCAACAUCCUUGGACUGUACAGAGACAGUGGAGAUCGGAAGCGAAGGGAGCUGGAACAGCCAGAGCCAGAGUCCAGCAGCUCAGCCCCCUGGUGGCCUGUGGCCUCUGCAGAAAAGAAGAAAAAGAUCACCCUGGACUGUGCCAGAGGCACUGCCAAUUGCAUUGUCUACAGCUGCCCACUCUACAGCUUUGACCGGGAGGCAGUGCUUCAUGUCUGGGGCCGCCUAUGGAACAGUACUUUCCUGGAGGAAUACAUAGAUGUGAAAUCUCUGGAUCUGAUCGUCAGAGCCAACAUCACCAUCAAGUCAUCUAUACAGAAUCUGGUGCUCCGAGAUUCCUAUACAGAAAUCCCUGUGGCUGUGUACCUAGACCCCAUGGCUGUGGAGGCUGGUGGGGUCCCUUGGUGGGUCAUCUUAUUGGCUGUACUGGCUGGAAUCCUGGUGUUGGCUCUGCUCGUUCUUCUUAUGUGGAAGUGUGGUUUCUUUCAUCGGAGCAGCCGAGGCCGGCAAUUUGCCACCAAUUAUCACCGGGCCCAUCUGGCUGUGCAGCCCUCGGCCGCAGACCAAGGGGGCCCAGGCACUGUGGGGUGGGAUUCUUCAAGAGGAAGAGGUACCCCGAGGCCACAGUGCCCCAGUACCAUGCGGUAAAGAUCCCCCGUGAAGACCGGCAACUUUUCAAGGAGGAGAAGACAGGCACCAUCUUGAGGAACAACUGGGGUACCCCCCGGAGAGAAAGUACUGAUGGACAUCCUAUUUUGGGUCCUGAUGGGCACUCAGAACUGGGAACUGCCUAGCUCGGCUCUUCACUUCUCCUUGGCAUGGCUCUGCCAUUUAUCUUUUCUCUGGUCCUAAGGGCAGGCUGUCACCUCACAGUCUCCUAAAGAUGCCUUCUUAAGGUGCAGAGCAUGGGUGCAGAGAGAGUGGUUGUCCACAGAGCCAGCUUACCAAAAGGGUCCAGGAUCAUUGACUCUUCUCCUUGCCUUGUUGCUCUCUCUCCCAUUUCUCCCUUUAUAAUCUCCUUGGUUCUGGGAGUUUAUGGAGGCAGAUUCAGGGAGAGAGGAAGCAGGACCACUAUGCCAAUGAUAUCUUGACUUAGAAGGAGAGAGAGAAAGAAUCAUGGUUCUCUUUACUUCUGUUAAUUCUCAAAAAACCAUGUCCCUAGUGCCUCCCUGGAAGUGCCUUAGCCUUGGCAGAAAAGAGAAGGUGAGGCUGCCCCUGGGACUCCUCCCACACACCCUAGACACCACUUUGCUGGGCUGUCUCAGUGGUUUUUGUCUAUUUAUUAAAAAAUAUUUAAGUACCACAUUAAGGGCCCCUUUACGGUUCUCUGCUCCUACAUUUUCUGUACCAUUUUGAGCAUGAGGUGGGACUGAUAGAUCAACCCAGUGAUUUCUGGAGACAGACUUUAUUAGGGAGCCAGGGAAGAGAUGACAUGAUCAAAGUUGGGGCUGGGGAGAGGAGAGGAAACCUGGAUGGGUGGAAAGAAGAGGGAAAUAAUAGCUUGGGGUGUUAGGCAGAGAGAGGAGAGAAAGAGGAAGGAAGGGAAAGAGAAGAGAGAGAAGAGGAGAGAGAUAUGUAUGGAUAAAUGUCUACUCUUGAGUCCAUGGAUCAGUUCAUGAAACUACAAGUGAAGAGGGUUGUGGUGGAGCCAAUGGAGGGAUAAUUGGGAGAUGGGUAUUGAAGAAGAGGAAGGGGCCUAAUGGGAGAGCAGCAGAGAGGGUAAGAGAAGUGAGGAGGCCCAGCUAAGGAAGGAGAAGCCUCAAGUGAGAGGAAAGGGCAGAGAAGUCAUGGACCUCCCCUUCCAAGUGGGAGAGAGAGAGAGAGCAGGCUGGAGUGGAAGAAGAGAGGGAUGGAAUAACUCAGUUGGUCUUAUGGGCCCUAAGAUCAUUUCACAGCCAGUCCUAUGAUGUGGGGACCAACUGGUAGCCACUUGAAGGGAGGGGGUUGCCAUUUUAGUUGUAGUUUAGAAAACUUGGCUCUCUCCAGCUCUUUCCAGGUCUCCCUGGUGAGGUAGCAGCCAUCGCCAAUGUGCUUCCAGGUGGGUUCGACCACCCGCUGCCACAACAAGCCCCAAGUUCCAGGGGGCUCAGCCACGUGCUCCCAAAAAAAGAAGAUACCUCCCUUGGGUGGGAGGGAAGAGUUACAAAGUCACUUAGGGGUGGACCCUUUUUAACUCCCCCUAUUCUCCUGAACCCCAGGUAUUUUUAAACAGGGCUAUAACCUUUGGGAAAGGAAGGGUAUGUCCAAGCCUCCCCCCCCCUUUAAUCCUUUAUAGUAACUCUUCUCCUUACCCCACUUCCCUCCCCCCAGUCAAAGUCCCAAUCUCUGUUAUUUACUGCACUGUAUUUGAAUGAGAGGUACAUUACCAGGACCCAAUGGGAAGGCCACCCCCCCAAAGUCAGGGGCCUCAGGGUGUAGACUUGACUCUGCCAUGAAUUCGCUUGAGUAAAUUUCUUAACCACUUGA
Monodelphis domestica (gray short-tailed opossum) is the source of this 6035-nucleotide messenger RNA. NCBI's taxonomy places the organism in Eukaryota, Metazoa, Chordata, Mammalia, Didelphimorphia, Didelphidae. The record is from RefSeq and is a predicted model, not a curated record.